AUGCAGUCUAGUGCCAACACCACUCCAGUUGAUUCAGGAGAGCCAAAAACUCAAGAUGACAAUGAAGAGAAAUUGUACACAAAAGCGAUUAUGCGAGCAUAUGCACGAAGGUCAGCACUGCUGGAGCCAAUAGCAAUACAUCCACCUGGCCUGAUACUGAAUGAUGACACACUUCAAGAAGGGCCUGAAAUGCAAGAAGGCGAACUUACUGACGGGCUUUCCGACUUGACCGAUGAGGAAAAUUAUCGUCAUUCUCAUACAAAGUCGCUGUCCAAGAAGCUAUUCAUCAAACUUUUAAAUGAUCCACGCGUCUGGUCAUUAACUGCACUGAACCUUAUAGUAGCAGUAACAUGUUUCGCCAUACUUAUCAUUACGGCGGUCUUCCUUAUUAAAAUAGUGGAUGUUAAUAAAACGAUAGCAAAAAUCUCCAACCGAGAACAACCAUGUCUAUACCAGUGGAGUGAAUGGAGCUUAUGCUCGGAAACAUGCUCGUCCUCUUCACGUCUACCCUCUCGAUCACGACAUGUCCUUAACAAAACCAUUAUCCAAGCUCGUGGUCGUUUUCCUGCUUGUCCCAGUAAUUUGGAAACAAUGACUGAAUAUAUGCCUUGCAAUGUCUAUAGAUGUCCAGUAAAUCUUAGUUCCUUUACUACCUGGACUCAAUGUUUCUACAAAGAUCCUAACAUCCGUGAAGCAGGCGGUUGCUACAGAAUGCGCGAUCUUCCUACCACAAAUCAGCUUAUAUAUAUCGAUACCGACAAUCUUGUUAGUGAUUGCAACUGUCCUGAUUACAUUGUUUAA
This is a messenger RNA of Brugia pahangi, 801 nucleotides long. The record is from the annotation of a GenBank genome assembly. NCBI's taxonomy places the organism in Eukaryota, Metazoa, Nematoda, Chromadorea, Rhabditida, Onchocercidae.